This is a messenger RNA of Biomphalaria glabrata, 2558 nucleotides long. Its product is annotated as serine protease 23-like. The record is from RefSeq and is a predicted model, not a curated record. The coding region runs from base 564 to 1841 and encodes 425 amino acids. Gene Ontology annotation, biological process: proteolysis. Lineage: Eukaryota; Metazoa; Mollusca; Gastropoda; Planorbidae. The transcript has 2 exons. Gene Ontology annotation, molecular function: serine-type endopeptidase activity.
AGAGAGAGAGAGAGAGAAGAUUUUUUUCCCCUGAAAUUAGAGAGUGCUAAGAAGAAGAACGCCAAAUUCAAGUUAAGUGCAAAAAAAAAAAUACUAAUAAAAGUGAUAAAAUAAUAUAUAUUUAAAAAAUACAUAUUCGAAAAAUGUGUUGAAUGUAACAAAAAAAAGUUGAUUAACACUGUAUAGGAGGGUUUCGUUCAAAUCACCAAUAAACGUUGGUAGUGCUGGUGGCACCAGCCUUCAUCGUCAAGAUGACAGAGAGAAAAAAAAUGAGGCUAUAAAAAGAUAAUUCACGCCAGCCAUGAUGGCAGUGGGAGGAAGAAAUGAGUUUGAAAUAAGCACAGUAUCAAAUCCUGCCGUGACGCAACUCCGACACUGGGGACAAACGCUGAGAGGUAACUGCCAGCACGCAAGGUCUAGAUGAAUUACGCCCCUUUCAACGGUACUGUAAUAUUAUCGUGACUAUGAGAUUAGUUCUACUAGAUUAGUGCAUAUUUGUAGAGGAUAUUUUCUGGAUACAUUAUUCAUAAAGAAAACGUCUAACCAAAAAGUCACAGUUAACAAUGUCAGAGGCAUUUCUCCCCACUUCAAGCAGCCCCAGACUUUUACAACUGCCAGUACUACACAACUUCACAGAACCAGGAACCUGGUUGCUAGUUCUCCUCUGCUGCGCUUACGCUACACCACACUCGUCACGUGAUAGCUUUUUGCUGGGCGUUUCCCGGUCUCCCAGUUUAUCAUUUUUAACUUUCAACAGAAGGUCGCCAUGUUUUGUAGAUCUAGAUGACAACAGUUUGACACCGUUACCAGUUUGGAAGUGCAAAUCAGAUUUUAGCCACAGGGAAAUAAAAUUAAGAACACUGGCUAAACAACUUGAGAAAAGUGCUCAUUUGCAAGUGUCGCCAAAUUUAGAAUUCAGGAAUCACUGGGAUAGCUACAAUGAAAGAGACUAUUUGGAAACGGAAAUAUAUUUAAAUUCAAAUAGUCCUAAUCCAAGAUUAUAUCACUCGAAGCGAAAAUUUGAUAUGGCAGACAAAAGGGCUGCGAGGCCCUACGACAAAAAAGUAUUUUUGUAUGGGAAAGAUGACAGACUGAAAAUAUUCCCUCCAUUGAUGAGGAAAUUCCCUUACUCUAACGUUGUGCGUCUUUCUACAGGCUGUACUGGUACACUUGUCACACCGUUCCAUGUCCUUACUGCUGCUCACUGUGUGCACAACGGGACAGGCUUCAGAAAGAAGCUGGAAAUGCUGAAAGUGGAAGUCCCUGACACUCUAGGAGUGCGCGUGUAUUACGUGGAGAAAAUUAGCAUUCCGACCAGAUGGCUGCAUCAUCCAGUUCACGAACAUAGGUCUUCGUGGGACUAUGCUGUUAUUAGGCUCAGCUAUGGCGUACAAGACAGGACACACUUCUUCCCUUUGGAUGUGCCAUCUCCAGGAAUCUUAAACCACAACCUUCAGUUUUUAGGUUUUCCCAACAGUGAAGAUUAUUUGUUGAUGUCUGUAUGUCCCGCCAAAUCUAACAAAGCCGUGGUAGACUGGAACGUCAUUUUGACUCAGUGCGACUCUUCCGUAGGAAAUUCAGGGGCAGCAAUUCUAUCGGACGAUUCCCCACGUAAAAUCAAAAAGAUUAUUGGCAUUCUCUCCAGUACGAUGCCAGUCGGUCGAAUGCCUUACUAUAAACCGUUUAGUAUCAUCACAGCCCUGACUUGGCCGAAACUUUAUGACAUCUGUACAGAGAUAGGCGAUAUUGGAGUAAGCUACCAAGUUUGCCCGCCCAUUGAGUCCAUUCCAAAGAGAGUUAGAAUUCACAUUAGUAACAAUAUAAUUCCUUUUUUUGGAUGACGUUAAAAAUUGUAAUGGAUAAUAAAAAUUUAGCAUUGUAUAUAUUCUGGUUCUAAAUUAAAAUAAAAUUGAAAAUUUCACAGAAUGUUAUAUAUAUAUAUAUAUAUAUAUAUAUAUAGUAAAGAGUACUAAAUUAUAAUCCAAGGAGAUAUAAUGUUAUGAAAAGCUAAUCCAUGUAUUGUUUCUAGUUUUUUAAAUGAGCUACAACAAUACAUAUAUUUUUUAAAUAUUAUUUAUAAUAAGUCGCAUUGGUAGAGAUUAUAUCUACAAAAUUAGUUUUCUGUUUAUUUUUGUUGUUUUUUUUCAAUACAUUGUAUGGGCUUAUACUUAGGAAAAAUGUUAUAUAAACAGAGCAGAUAAAAUUUGAUUAAUAAAAGUAUUCAGCAUUCAGUUUUAUACAAUGUCUUAACAUCUGUUUCAGGUAACAAAUAAGAUACCAUUGUAAAUGAGCUUGUAUUCUGAAAUACUGAAACUGAAAUAUAACCUUUUGAUACAUUCAAAUAUCACUUUUAAUAUAUACAAAUGCCUUUGUUUUACAAAUGUUAAUUGUCAGUCAGUAUAGGAAUUUUUAACUGCUUAAAAAUAUAAACUAAAAUCAUAGUAGCACUGUGUUAACUCAAAGAUUGAGCUUAAGUGUCAAAGUUUUGUAGAUUAAAACGAUUCUUAACUGACCUCAGAUUGGAAACAAAGUAAUAAAAACUUAUUUACAAAAUAUGA